CUGGUUUAGCGCGCUUUCACACUAUUACUAGUAACAACUAGUAACAAAAUAUUAUGAUUAACCCUACAGCAUGGAACGUCGAACGAAACGAAAUGUUGUACAAAACUGCUGGAAAGGUUCAGCUUCGAAGAUAUGGUGCAUUUCUCGAGCACCUCGCCGAAAACCUUCCAUCGGAUCAUUCGUCUCUUGAACAGCUCCUCGAAGGACCCGUUCGAUUAAUAUAUAACGUAGAUGAGGAUAUAAGUAUCUUAUCCCUGGUCGACAUAGAAAAUAAAACUAUUUCGAAGGUAUUAGCAGCCGUGGCAGGAACAUGUCGAGAAGUUAAAUUACUGAAGGCAGAAGCUGGCAUAUUUCAUGGGAAGUUAUUCUCUCAUGGCGAGAGAAUAUCCGAAGGCAACGGUAGCAACAUCGGUCAGCUCGUAUCGGAUUUGCAAGACCUCUCGUUUUAUGCUAACCGUGUUACGACCGUUACAUACAUGAUCGUUCGACAGUUAUCUGGUCUAAUUACUGGACAAUAUGAAUUCUAUUUACCAGUUUUGAUAGAACACUUGAUAGAUACAUUAAUUCUUCUGGUCACAUUGGACGAGAUAAUAGAUGCGCAGCCUAUGAUUCUAGAACUAUGGAAAGAGUAUCAGAUGAGGGUACACUCCGCGAUACAUAAUCCAACGCAAUUCUCGGUGGCACCAUCGAGACUUCCUGCUUUAAACAAGCUUUUGACAGAUUUAAGGAAUCAGCUGCUGUCUAAGAAUCUGUUCAAUAAGGCCUUAGAAGAUGCAAUGGAUAUUAACAAAAGUUCUAUAAUGUGCGAUCAUCUUGUGAAUUACCUAAAGAAUAUCAUAACCGACAUCGAAAGCAAAUUGAACGAUCCUGCUGCGUUUAACAAGAAUUGGAUUCGGGCAAACGUUGGUGCCGUUGCCACGAUAAAACUAUUCGGUUCCAUGGACAAGAAAGUGAUCAAAAGACUGCAUGAAAUAAACAGGAAGCAUUAUGCAGUGACACUUGCAGGAAACGUACUAUGGAUUCCUAAUAAGUUCUUUGGCGAUCUCUUACCAAGAGAGGCUGGAACAUCCGUCGGUACUCAAAUAGGAGAGAAGCUUUUGACAGCUAGAACACAAAAGCUGCAGGCAACGACAAGUCAGUUAGUGUAUCGUGCCAUUGUUUGGUGUGCCGACGUGUAUGCCAUGUCGACGAGGACUGGAAUUUUUCAAAUCUCCGAUUUAACCAAGAAACAUACUUUACUUUGUGACAUCCUAACAUUAAUCCUGCAAAUUGCGGAGGUGGUAUCGUUUGUGACAAAUUUACACGGUGCACUAUCAAAGCCAAUGAGUCGCAGUACGGUAAGACUAAUAUGUCGCCUGAUCGAGACUCAGAAGGUAUUGGAGGUGUCCUUUCGUACCUUUGCCCCAGUGAUAGUCCAAUCGCAGAUCCAGAUAAUUCAACAUCUUUCCUACCAGAUCCUGACAGUCCUGGAAACAGCGAGAAAGGGAUUGAUUCAAAAGGACAAAGGAUACAGUAAAGAGAGACUGGACUCUCUUUCACUGAUCGGACUAGGAAUGCGUCUUUUAAACGGUCCAGGAACCACGGAUCGCCGACUGAUCGCACGCUGCGCUUUGGCCAUCGCCAGUCAAUCCAGUGACUGCCUGAAGGACGAUGAGGUAGCGAAGCUCAGAUCCUUUUUAAACUCUUACGAUACAGUGGUCGACUUGAACCACCUGAUCACAGAAGCGUGUGACUUCUCGAUUCUAUUGCACCACCGCAGCAUGAUCCCUGCAUACAUGUCCACAGUGCUCGAAGAGAAUCUGAACAUCGGUCACUUCGCUUACCUAUUGAAUGCCUUCGACGAUGCCAUUCUUCGACAAGCAUCAUCGGAGUUAGUGGAAGCAAGGACAUCGGAGCAGAGGGAACUUCUCAGGAAAAGGAUCCUAGAACCAGCAGGUAGGGAAAUCGAGACAAAGCUAAGACUACACGUGCAUUCGGACUUGAAGGUGGACAGCAGUAACCCCUUCAAAACGGGCGUGAAGGACAACAACCGCGUGGUUAGGUGCACUCCACUCCCCAUAGCGGGGCACUUGAUAUCCACAAAGAGGUUCAUCGAGCACUACCUCGACGAGAUGUUCUACAACCUGACUACGGUUGCCCUGCACGAUUGGAAGACCUACGUGACGAUGCAGCAACUAGCCAACGACACGUUGGGUCUCCACCUUGUAGAGAAUCACCUACCGACCCAGUCGUUGGAGCAGGGCCUGGACGCCCUGGAGAUCAUGAGGAACAUCCACGUGUUCGUGGCGAGGUACUCGUACAACCUGAACUCCCAAUUCUUCAUAGAACGCGAGAGUUCCGGUAAGCAUUUAAACACCAUAGGAAUCCGUCACGCGGCGAAUUCCAUAAGAACCCACGGAACAGGCAUCAUGAGCACGACCGUCAACUUCGUCUACCAGUUCCUCCGAGUGAAGCUGCACACCUUCUCGCAGUUCCUCUACGACGACCACAUAAAAUCUAGGCUGAUGCGAGAUAUAAAAUCCGUGAAGGCGCAGCGAGAAUGUGGAAAAACCCCCUACACCUACGAGCGAGCGGAAAAGUUCCAGAAGGGGAUUAGAAAAUUGGGGAUGACGCCGGAUGGUUUGAGCUACCUGGACCAAUUUCGUCAGCUGAUCUCGCAGAUCGGGAACGCCCUGGGGUAUGUAAGGCUAAUCCGAUCCGGAGGGAUGCACGCCUGUUCGAAUGCGGUCUCCUUCCUGCCGGACGUGCAGACGGUGACGGCCUUCCAGGAGGUCUUGAAGGACCUCGAGUACUCGGACUCGACCAAGGCCGUUGCCAGACGCCUGGAGGCCGACGUGGCGAACCUGGUGCGCAACUUCACCGAGGCCGUGAAUUACUUCAAGCUCCUCCUGGACGUCUUCUCCUCGGCUUUUCGCGACGUCAAGUCCUAUCAUCUCCAGCAGUUCUACGCGAUCGUGCCUCCGUUGACCCUGAGCUUCGUCGACAACGCGGUGGACGGCAAGGACAAGAUGUACAAGAAGAACAAGGUCGGCGUGUCGUUCACCGACGACGGCUUCGCCAUGGGAGUGGCCUACAUAAUUGCACUGUUGGGCCAGAGCAACGAGCUCGACAGUCUGCAGUGGUUCAAGACGGUGGACGAGCAAUUUGCCGAGGAGAAGGCCUUGGCGGAGAGCAAAGAGCAUAGGAACGACUUUAAGUUGCAACAAACCAAAGCCCUGACGCUGAAGAGACUGGCCGACAGGACUCAGGAGUUCCAGCUGCUCUAUUACACUCUCUCGGGUGCCAGGGCUUUCUUCGAGCAACCGAAUAGCUAAACCUGGGUACACAUCUGAAAACGAACGCGGAGGAGGCAAGGUGAGGCGGAACAAAUGUCUCGUCCUCGGAUGUGUACCCUGCUUAAUGUACACGGAAUGGACCACCAUCGAGCGGAGUAUUCGUUCUCGUCACCCGGUACUCACAACUGCAUCUCUCGUUUAUUGGGACGUAAUGUGUGAUGUACCUUAAAUAAAAUGUACAAUUAGAAAACAUAAGAUUCCUUCGAUACAGCCGCCCGUACGCUAUUAGUACAAACCGAAUUUAGCUCAACUCAUGUAUCGCGAUAUUAAUACUUUCAAUAAUUACUAUAACCUAGUUUAUAUCCAUUGCAUCAUAAUAAAUACAAUUACCUACGUA
This is a messenger RNA of Orussus abietinus, 3672 nucleotides long. It is a transcript of the gene SWIP, whose product is annotated as WASH complex subunit 4. Gene Ontology annotation, cellular component: endosome; WASH complex. The record is from RefSeq and is a predicted model, not a curated record. Bases 54 to 3314 code for a protein of 1086 amino acids. The transcript has 2 exons. Gene Ontology annotation, biological process: endosomal transport; endosome organization. NCBI's taxonomy places the organism in Eukaryota, Metazoa, Arthropoda, Insecta, Hymenoptera, Orussidae.